AUGAAAUUGUGGUCGAAUGUAAGAGGAUUUUGUGCGACAAUUUGGUCUUCAAGAAUGAGUUCUGCUGCAGCUUCAAAUAGAAGACUUGAAGGGAAAGUUGCAAUUGUUACAGCAUCAACAGACGGGUGGGUAACGCAAUAUUUUUUCAGCUCAUUUGAACUAGAAAUUGAACUGAUGGUGAUAAAAUCUUUUAUCGAAUCUCAGGCUCAAAAACUUUGUAGUCAUAUUUGCAAGAAAAGAAAACUUAAAAGUAAAGAAGAGUUUACAGGCUAGCCGUAACUAAAGGUUAGGAAGUGCUUGCGAACAUGUACGUUUACCUUAAAGGUGCUGUUGAUAUUGAGAACCGCUUUUUUAUAAGUGUACGUGAAUCAGAGAAAGCCCUUUACAUGUAGUUCCAGUUUCAACAAAAGGAAUCGCGGCGGAUCAUGAACGUGGAAACUGAAUGGAACAACUCAGUAAACAAGUCAAAUAUUGCGAAUCAUCGGAAGCGAGGAGAGACAGCUGGAUGACAGCUGUAUUCGCAGGCAAAGGGACAUUGGAACCCCACCUUAUGGCCACCUCGUUAAUACGGGUCACCUGGUAAUAUUAUGGCCAAAUUUUUCCAGCCCAUUGGUGACCGUAUUAAUGGGGUUCCACUGUACAAUGAAAAUAGUAAUCUGCAUGACAUAAACAUUGCUCAACAUAGAAUUUACACAGUCAUGACUACUUGAAGUCCUUUUAUUUAAUGGGAUAUUCAAUCCAUGUUCAAUGACCAAAGGUCGUUGAAAUGUAAGAGAAAAUCAUGAAAAAAGUUAUUGAAGCUUAGAUGACAAGUAACGUAACAUGCUUGGAAAUGUAUAGAAAUAGAAAAACCAUGCACUCUGUAGUGUAACCUGAAUUAACUUAGUUACACGGAUGUAUAGACUUUGUAAUCACUCAUAUCUUACCGAAGACUCGUCCUGCACUAAGGUGAGAUCAGGCUCUACUUUCAUUUCCCUUAGUUAAUAGAUUUCCGGCUGGCAAUGUGUAUUUAAAAGUCUUGUAUUUAGUACAUUACAUGUAUACCUAAAUUCAAUUAUGUGCGUUUUCGAAUCAAACAAAUAUUGUUGCAUCACUUGCGUUUGCAGCCACAUGAUUACCGUGGACCUGAAACUCAACACUAGGGCCUUCGCGGCCAUAUAAUGACCAUGCAUAUUAGUUGGUUCAUCAUGGCCAUCCCAAGAAUGAGGACAGAUUUUGGAAAAACCUCUCUAUACAGUUUUAUAAAGUUCCGGUGACCAAGAAAAGUCUGCGGGUUUCUCUUGUUGCCUGCAAAAAGCGGAAUAGACCUGCUAUUCAGUUUGUUUUCUCUUGUUGUGCAUAUACCGUAUUUUUAUUCUAUACAUAAAAGCUUACAAAAACAAAGGGAAAAUAGAAGAUUGAACCAAUGAUAAGCUUAAAAUUGAUUCACACUAGCAAUACAUAUUUUCCCUGUAAAGAAGGGUAAAUUUUCAUUCCACACUUUUGUAUGCAUAUUUCGAAAGGAUUAUGGUCAUUUGAGUGCUUUGUAAUUCCCAUAAUAAGGCUAAACGAUUCGAUUUGGCUGAGAGGCAUGUUUGGGUCAAGAUGUUUUUCUGUUAGCCUGGGACCAAGCUUUGAAGUGGGGGAAAAGGUGAAUGAAAUGGGUGAGCAAAGCAAGUCGAGCAGGAGUCUAACCCUUUCCCCCUCCCCAAGCCAUUGCUUGCCUCUCUUUGGUUGCCGAUUUUUCUUGCUGUUUCAACCUGCCUUUUGCCUUUUUCUCCCACUACAGUGCCUGCUACCAGGCUAUUUUCCUAUGCACAAGCCAAUCAUACAAGCGUAAAUUUGAAAAAGGUUUUGGAGCUGACAAGUUACCUUAUCUAUCCAUUUCAUUGAUAGAUGAAACAUGGAAAAACUAAAUAUGCUGUAUCAAGGUUGUUUCAGUAAAGUCAGUCACUGUCAACAACAGUCCUCUUCUGUUUUCAGGGCACAGUUGUUCGAAAGAUGGAUAGCACUAUCCAUUGAAUAAAUUAAUCUCUAUCCAGUGGAUGGCGCAAUUGGUUUUCCCAUACUUAUCUGCUGGAUAUUGAUUUAUCGAGUGGAUAGUGCUAUCCAGUGUUUGAACAACCAGGGCCUGGACUACAAUCACCUAGACGAUUACAUUCCACCAAUUUAUGAAAUAUAAUGACUCACGGGGUUCAAAUCUUUCAAAGUUUUUGUUUUGCUUAAGUUGACAUUUUAACUGGGGAAAUCUGUAUUUUGUACAUAUAACAUCUUUUUUGCUAAACAGGAAGUGAUUACAAGUAAAAAACUUUUUGUGUACAACAUUUAAGUCACGAGCAGUAAGAAUUUCCUUUUUAAUCAGCUCAAGUAUACAAAGAGUUUUGCUUCUGUUCUCUUGUCAGGAAAGUAACAUGUUGUAUUUUCUAAAAGCACUACAAAACUUUUUUCCUGUUUUUGCAUAGCCUGAUAAUAGACAGUCAAAGGAAUGGGAAAAUUCUCGACAGCUACAGUGUGUAUGCAAACCAUUGACUUCAUGUUAGGUUUGCAUAGCUGUUUUGAAUUCUUCCAACAUCCCCAACUUGUGUUUAAUUAUCAGGCUGUGCAAGGAAAGUAAAUUUUUAUUGCUUAACUUUCAUAUUGUAUCAAAAUUAUUUUCUUUCUAAUGAUGUUCAUUAUCAUGCUCAAUGAAAAACUAAAGAGAGCCCAACACCCUCCACCUUAUUCUUAGUACCAAACAAUUGAGGUCCACAUGUACAGCCGGGCUGCAAAGUGAAGCAAGGUCUUAACUUGGAAAAUGUUGGAUGCUACUGUUUGCCAACUACCUGAUUUAUAAGCUAAGGAAAAUUUCCACAAUAUUUUAAGAAAUUUCAAAAGCAAAACAUUUUACUAGUUUACCAGGAGUGCUAGGUUUUUUUCUAAAGGUGAUAUUUGAUACUUUGUACAUGUAAUUUUAUUUUAUCACUACGAUGAUAUUAGUAUUUAAAUUUCCACUUCAGGAUAGGAUUUGGAAUUGCUAAGCAGCUUGUUCGAGAUGGUGCCAAAGUCUACUAAUCGUCAGCCUUUGUUCUGUCCCAAAGAUCACGACAAAGUCUCAACCUUUUACUCCUCGCUCCAACACUUCAAUUUCCACACCACACGGUGCAGCGAAAGCCUCAGCAUCGUAAGAAUCUCAUUGAGGAGGUCAGCAUUUUUCUCAAAUCCUCUAAUGUCACAUUAAAACUGCUUAUUAUAGUAGUGUCCCAUGCAGCUGUUCUUUCACAGUCUGAAAUUUCUUGUGGUCCAGUCAUCAGAAAUGAACAGACUUAAUUUAACAGUAAUAAUAAUAAUAAUAAUAAUGACUUUAUUCACGUGUCAAACAGAAAUCUAGCAGAGGGGAUUCCCCACUGCUAAUAGGGGACACCUAAUUUUCUUAAAUACAAUCUAAAAAUAGAAACGAAUCAAUAUAGAGUCGAAACUAGAAUCUACUAAGAGUUAGAAUUAAAACUACUAAUGAUAACUCACAAACAUUACAUAAACUCCAUUUAUACUUAUCAAAAUUCUAAAAUCUUGUAAUUAAAAUCAUAAUUAAGAAAAGUUAAAAUGACGAACUGCAAAGGUAGCAGCCACUACAUCCAUCUGAAAUGUUACUUAAAUCAAGACUGCAUAUCCGGGUCUUAAACUGCUUUUAUAAGACUGGCAGCUGAUCGGUCCUUGCUUGAUAGCGAUUACCAAAUCACGGACUGGUUGCCCAUGUAAUUCACGCUGUAGUCUAGGGCCAAUACUUGUACAUGUAACAGAACUUUAUUUAUUCCAAGUGCUUAAACAUUCAACAUGGCUGACUACAAGAAUGAAUAGUAAUGGCAGUAAUAGGCAGUGGCCACUGACCAACACUGCCAACCUCUUUGAAUGCAUGAACAGUUGUGAAAAGACACCAUUAGGUCGAGAUUUAAUUCUGCAUGAGAAAUGGUACAGUGUUAUAAACAGUCCAUUGGUUGAAAGAUUCGGAAAUAAAAGCUGGAGAUUCAAAGGCUCUGGUCAUUGCAAACAAGAAAACUCAGUCAGAGACAGAAGCUUUGGAACCACAGCACAACUUAAGUGAAGUUUCAGAAAUUUAAGUCAAGGUGGUUAACAGCUGACCAUGGCUUUUAUUAGGGACUAGAUAAUUUUCUCUUUGGACACCUAGAUCUGAAAAGAUGAUUGUCCAGUGGUUGUCAAAAAUUAAUUUCAGACCCUGUCUUUUGUCUAUGUCUGAAAAGAUGAUCAAAAAUUAAUUUCGAGCACUGUCUUUGUCUCGUCAUGCAAAGCAUGAAGAGACAGGUAAUGGCUGCAUGGGAGACUAUAUGGUAGACGUUUGUAUGUUAUCCAUUUGCUUCCCAACUUAAAUGCUCCACCUUAAUGCUCCUUUUUUUCCACUAAAAUGCACAGUCUCCCCCAAUAAAGUCACUAAAAUGCUCAAUAGUGCCCAUCAUACAGCGUCUUUGUUAAAGAUCGAUAAAGAUUAUCUAAAGUUUAUCCUCUAAACGGCUGCACUAGGGGCCAUUUUAUCUUAAAAAGUUCUUUAAGUUUCAUUUUCUCUGAAAAAAUAAUCAUAACGAAUAACGCUUAAUGCUUUUACCUCACCAAAAUCCUCAAAAACAAAAACUAGCAAGCAUUAUAAUGCACAAAAGCUUACUAUAUUGUAAGCUAAUUUUUGCUUAAUAAUUAAUAGCUAUCUUUACUGAUAUAUGUAGUUUGUGCAUUUUGUUUUUAGACUUUGCAACACUUUGGUGGGAUUGAUAUCUUGGUAUCAAAUGCAGCCGUCAAUCCAACAUUUGGCCCACUUCUGCAGGUGUUACUGACAAAGGCCAAUUUUACUAUCUAAGGUAUUUAAUAGUGCUGUACGUCAGUUUUAAAACAACCUGUUCCGUUUUCACUCAUGUGGUGCACUGUAAGACUUGUCCUUAUUCAUUAGGAACUAAAGGGAAUUUAUGUUUUUAAGUAGCAGUUUACUCCAAGUAAUGUUAAAUUGUAUGUAUUCUUAGGAACUCAGGCUACUCCAAUAACCAUGACUGAUCCAGGAGAAAGCUAGUUUCAUGAAUAAUUGCCAACGAGCAGCCUUGCGAAGACGCGAGGCUGCGAGGCGACAGCCUAAUAAAGCCAUCCGCGAAAGUUGCAAGGCAGAAUGAAUCUCGAAGCGAUGUAACAUAAGGUAGUGUAAGGUGACAUAAUACAAAACAGAGAAUGCAUCGUUUUCGAGCGAACGCGUGAAACAACAGAGAAUCCACGAGCAGUGUGCUUGUUUGUGAGUCCCGUGCUCAUCCCUUCUUCAACCAACCGUCGGGUGGGUUCAUUUGCAACAUACGCGUAUAGCUGUCGCAUUUCCUGCUGGCAUUUUUGUAUUGUUUUUAGGCUUAAAAACAAUAGAAAACUCCAGCGAGCAGAUGCGACAGCUAUACGCGUACGUUGCAAAUGGACCCACCCGUCAUUUAAAACCGUAAAAUCUUGCUCGUUGGCACUUAGCGAUAGCUAUAACUAGCAGUACAUACAGAUGUAGAUUAACGUUUUUUAAUGUGUACGUCUACAUCUAGCCUGUUUGCAGACGUCUCUCCUCCCUCAGGAAAAAAUCCGACGUCUGUACACAGGCUAGUCUACAUUUACAUCUACAUAAAUAAAUUGUAAAGUCCCUCAGGGGACAUGUCGCAAGUUUCAAAGAAAGAAAAUAAAUAUCAAAUAAAUAAAUAAUCAACCAAAUCAUACUGCUUCAACUUUCAAUAUUUCGAUCGUCAUGCAAUAAUUCAUUGUCUUUUGUUUGUAAAAUUUUAGACUCCAGAGGAAGCUUGGGAUAAGGUAAUCUUUUGCAAAAUAAACGUCACAUUUUCUGUCCUUAAUGUGUAAUAAACAGGUACAAUUAAUUUUCAAAAAAUUAUCUUUUUGUAUUUAAACAGUGGCCGAAUUUAUACUAGAGACGAAAAACGGUGUUAAGACGAAGUUUGACCCCAAAUUCAACAUGCUGACAGACGAAUCAAAUAAAGACGAAAAUAAGCGUACAUAUAAAUAUGAUACGACAUAAAUAUGAUUACUUAUGAUACUUUGAGAGGAAACAAAAGUGAAAAUAGAACAUAUCGAAAUUCAUGAAAGUGAACAUGAUCUAAGUGAACAUGUUUUUUGCGGGGAAAUGAACAACCUAAGCGCAGUUGAAAAAGAAACUGACAAAAAUUCAGGCGUGACAGGGAAUCGAACCCUAAUUUUUGCGUUGACCGGACGCAACGCUAUCUGAUAUAAAUGAUGUAAUAUACGAAUGAAUCAUUUUUUUUUUUUUACUUUUUCGAAUGAAUCAUAUGUUACCUCAAUGGAUAGAGCGUUGCAUCCGGUCAUCGCAAAGGUAAAGCUUCGAUUCCCGGUCAAGCCAGACUUUUUUUUUCAGGUUCUUUUUUAACCGCUUACCUUUGUUCAUUCCACUGUUAAGAUCAUGCUCUCUUUCAAAUCUUUAUCUGUGUAGCAGACUAAAUUUCCCGCCUACUUACUGCAUAUACAGCUGUACCCAGUAACUUGAAAUCUUAGUGACAGCCCUGGUGGAUGUGUCCGGAUCUCUACUCAGAAAGACACCCUGUGGUCCGAUUCUCUUUAGCGUUCACCUCCCACAAGCGAGCGCUAAAUUUUCGUAUGGGCCGUUAAUUACGGGAGGCCUGACUUUAAUAUGUUUUUACCCUAAAAGUUUCUUCGACCAUUUCUCUCUGCAAGGGCUCACACUAGUAAGCAAAAUGAGUGAACACGCUCGUUUGGUAAUUUGUCCAUAUGACUUCCAGAUUUAGUUUUAAAUAUUGUGUUAGAUGCCUGAUUAAUAGUAACCGCUUGGAAACUGUUUUCAGGCAGCACCUCAAGCUAUAUCUGUUUACGUUUUCGUUAUUUUUCAGAUCUUUGAUGUGAACGUGAAGUCUGCCUUCUUGCUGGCGAAGGAUGUUAUUCCUUUAAUGGAGAAAAGGGGGUUUGUAGAUUUGUUGCUUUUGUUGUUAUUUUAA
Messenger RNA from Porites evermanni, 6956 nucleotides. The record is from the annotation of a GenBank genome assembly. Lineage: Eukaryota; Metazoa; Cnidaria; Anthozoa; Scleractinia; Poritidae.